This is a messenger RNA of Ceratosolen solmsi marchali, 805 nucleotides long. RefSeq names its product putative peptidyl-tRNA hydrolase PTRHD1. Gene Ontology annotation, molecular function: peptidyl-tRNA hydrolase activity. The record is from RefSeq and is a predicted model, not a curated record. Bases 449 to 805 code for a protein of 118 amino acids. NCBI's taxonomy places the organism in Eukaryota, Metazoa, Arthropoda, Insecta, Hymenoptera, Agaonidae. The transcript is spliced from 3 exons.
GAGAGAGAGAAAGAGCAAGGAGAGAGUAUUAAAUUACGUAUAAUAUAAGAAUUGACGAGAAAAAAAGCAAGAGAUGAAAUGUCUCUUUUGAAGGUAUAUUUUCUAUCGAGGUUGAAUCGAAGAAACUGCUAUUACAGUUGUUAUUGAUAAAAAUGAGGAUAACCAUUUUAAGAAUUAAAAGCUCAUUGAAAGCAUUUUUCAGUACAUUUGUUCUCUCUUAGAGCUCGUAAAGAUAAUUGACUCAAUUAUUUAGUUUUUAAAGCAAAAUAGCAUCAAUAUUUUUAAUAUUUAUCAAACUAUAAAUUUUUCAAUGUUUAAUAAUUAUAAGAUAGUUAUUCUUCGAAUUUGAUGCAGUUAAAAAAAAAUAGUAUAUCUUUUUCUGGUAUACACAAUAAAGAUCCAAGCUUAUUAACCAUUAGGAUCAAGUGACAAUUUAAGUGAGUCAGGCAUGUCUACCAUUAUUCAAUAUAUUAUUCUUCGAGGAGAUCUUAUUAAAACUUUGGAUUGGCCUGUAGGAGCAGUAAUAGCACAAGCAUGUCAUGCUUGUACAUCAGUUAUUCAUGUAUUCCACGACGAUCCUUGCACACAAAGUUAUUUAUUAGAUUUAGACAAUAUGCAUAAAGUGGUGUUAGAAACACCAAAUGAAGAAACUUUAAGAUCAUUGAGUAAAACUUUAGAGAAUAAUUUAAUUUGUCAUAAGUUAUGGAUUGAACAACCAGAAAAUAUUCCAACAUGUUUAGUAUUAAAACCAUAUUCUAAAAAUGAGGUUUAUAAAUAUAUUAAAAAAUUAAAUUUGUAUAAAUAA